UGCUCGUGCUAGAAAAGGAGGGGACAGAAGCGGAGUCCCCAUGCAGGUUCAAUCUUCUGAGUCCUGCUGGUGGGAGAGCCCGGAUCCCAUGUUCCCCUGCCGCCCCUCUCCAUGCAGUUGGCAGGCAGAGGGAAGCGGUGCUCAGGAGCAAAUCCCCAGAGAGGAGGAAGGGUCCUGGGGAAUCCUUUACCACCACAUAGCCUGGAGAAAGCUCCCAGGUCGGAGAUGGGGAGAGCUUGGAGGGCAAAUCUGGAUGGAGCAGGAGAGAAGAACAUGGGGUUGCAAGGGAGGAACUGCAGGAGAUUGUGGCCACCUUCUCCUUCUCUGCUGGAGGAGACUAAAAUAGGGUUCGAUCCUCAGGAGUUCAAUUCUCUUAGGAGGAUAUACCAUAGAAAUUGGAAUCCAUUUGUAUCACCCUCUGCUGGAGGCAAAAAAUUGGACAGAGAUGGCUGAAAGACUUCCCUGACCUGUAGCUAUAGGAGUGGUACUAUGAAUGGAAAGGUGUUUGGAGAUCCACAAAAUUCCCUGGAUCCAUCUGGAAGACAGAGAAAGAAUGAAAAGCCAAUCUUUAGUGAGGGAGGGAAUUGGAAAAGGCCCUUCUGGUGUUCACCCUGGGAGCUAUGAAGAGAUCUGGGCAAGAACUGGGCAGAAGAUCUUGGAGGAGACAACCACCCUUUCAGAAGUUCAGCCCUGGAACUUCAGGAGCUUCCAAUACAAGGAGGAUGAGGGUCCCCGAGGACUUUGCAGCCGACUCCAUUCCUUUUGUAGUCGAUGGUUGAGACCAGACAAGCACACAAAAGCGCAGAUGCUGGACCUGAUUGUUUUGGAGCAGUUCCUGGCACUUCUGCCCCUGCAGAUGGAGAGCUGGGUACGAGAGUGUGGAGCAGAGACCAGCUCCCAGGCAAUGGCCCUGGUGGAAGGCUUCCUCCUGAGCCAGGUGAUGGAGCAGAAGGAGAGGAUUGACUGGCAGUCCUUCAUGGUUGAGAUCAGAAAUCCUGAGAGAAGGAUGCAUCCAUCAAGUUCAUCUCUGGAAAUGUUUUUCAGGAGGAUCUCUCAGGAUAAUCCAAAUCAAAAAACAACCAGAGGGAAGAAUAGAAGGAAGUUGGCUCUUCCUGAAUGUGGAGCUGAAACAGUGGUUGAAACUCCAGUUCAAGAGGGCCUUGUCUCCUUUGAGGAGGUGGCUGUGUAUUUCUCCGAGGAGGAAUGGUCUGAGCUGGAUCCUGACCAAAAAGCUCUGCAUUGGGAAGUCAUGCUGGAAAAUUAUAAGAAUGUGGCCUCUCUUGGUGAUUUUGAGCAGGACUAUAAAGAGUCAACAGAAUCAUUCGCAAUACUCAGACAUGGAGACGUAAUGAAGAAGCCUCCAAUUCAAAUGGAAUUCCAAAGGCAGGAGAGAAACCCGUCAAAUAAUUGGAAUAAGGAAAGCUCAUCUUUCAUUGAGGCUCGCAUACAGGAGUUUCUUGAGGAAGGCGGAAAAAUAGAGAAAAAAUAUAUGGGGAAAAGUGUUAAACUCUCCAAAGACACAUUAAAGGUAAAUGAACACUAUCCAUCCACAUCCAAAGGACAAGAUUAUAUAUGCAAAGACAAUGGAAAAAGUUACAAUUGGACUUUCCCAUUUUCUCAAGGAAAGGGGUCUCUAACAUCACAUAAAAGUCUUCCCAUCGGGGAGGAUCCGGAGAAAGGCAUGGAGAAUGGAAAGAGCUUCUGUGAAAGGAAGGCACUUACUUCUCAGGAAAGGAACCACAAGGAAAAGCCAUAUAAAUGCAUGGACUGUGGGACGGAAUUCCAUAAAGUUGCAUCCCUUGUGAGACAUAAGAUAAUUCACACAGGUGAUGCGCCAUAUAAAUGCAUAGAGUGUGGAAAGGGCUUCAGCAAAGAGAGUAACCUUACAUCCCAUCAAAGGAUCCACACAGGAGAGAAGCCCUAUAAAUGCACAGAGUGUGGAAAGACCUUUAGACGCAACAACAAUCUUACCAUCCAUAAAAGAAUCCACACUGGGGAGAAACCAUACAAAUGCAUGGAGUGUGGAAAGAGCUUCAGCCAACCCAGUGGCCUUAUUUUUCAUCAAAGGACCCACACAGGGGAGAAACCAUAUAAAUGCAUGGAAUGUGGAAAGUCUUUUAGUCGGAGGAGUCACCUUACUUCCCAUCAAAGGAUCCACACAGGGGAGAAGCCAUUCAAAUGCAUGGAGUGUGGAAAGAACUUUGAUCAACACAGUAAACUUGCUUCCCAUAAAAGGAUCCACAUAGGGGAGAAACCAUACAAAUGCAUGGAAUGUGAAAAAACGUUUAGUCGGAGCACUUUCCUUACUUUCCAUAAAAGGAUUCACACAGGGGAGAAACCAUACAAAUGCAUGGAGUGUGGAAAGACUUUUAGUCGGACCAGUUUACUUACUCUCCAUAAAAGGAUCCACACAGGGGAGAACCUAUUUAAAUGCAUGGAAUGUGGAAAGAGCUACGAUCAACACAGUAAACUUGCUUCCCAUCAAAGGAUCCACACAGGGGAGAAACCAUACAAAUGCAUGGAAUGCGGAAAGUCUUUUAGUCAGAGCAGUUUCCUUACUCUCCAUAAAAGGAUCCACACAGGGGAAAAACCAUAUAAAUGCAUGGAGUGUGGAAAGACUUUUAGUCAGAGGAGUCACCUUACUUCUCAUCAAAGGAUCCACACAGGGGAGAAGCCAUUCAAAUGCAUGGAGUGUGGAAAAAGCUUCAGAAAUCACAGUGGUCUUACUUGCCAUAGAAGGAGCCACACAGGGGAGAAGCCAUACAAAUGCAUGGAGUGUGGAAAGACCUUUAGUCAGAGCACUGCCUUUAAUUCCCAUAAAAGGAUCCAUACAGGGGAGAAGCCAUUUAAAUGCAUGGAAUGUGGAAAGUCUUUUAGUCAGAGGAGUCACCUUACUGGUCAUAAAAGGAUCCACACAAGGGGGAAGCCAAGAUAAAUGCAUGGACCUUGGAGACAGGUUUAGGGGGAGAAAUGAUCUAAUUUCCCAUACAGAGAUAAGCUUGGGUGGGAAAGUACAUUAAUACUACCAUAUUUCCCUGAAAAUAAGACCCUGUCUUACAUUUUUUUGAACCCUGAAAUAAGCACUUGGCCUUAUUGCCAUGCACUCAAAAGCCCGUUUGGGCUUAUUAUCAGGGAAUGUCUUAUUUGGGGGGAAAUGGGAUAGAAAGUUAGCUACAUUUAUGAAUUUACCUAUUUAUAGAGACUGAGCUUGCAAAAGAAUUUUUUCUUACCUUGACCCUUCCAAUUGGCUGACCGAUGGAUAUGAAUUUACCAAUGAAAAUAAAAACAAUGGGCAAUGCCAUUUUAAUUAUGACCUGGAUUAUUGAAGAUAUAUGUAAGUACGAUUUAUUUUAUUUUCCUACUCCCUUCUUGUUUGUUCUUCCCACUUGAUCACACUCAACAGGAUUUAAAUUCCCCUUCUUUUUCUUAAGUUUCAAUUGUUUCCCCUUCUUUUGUCAUUCAUUAACAGACACUCAGAGUACUUUUCUUUGUCCUCAGAAAAAUUGGAAAAGGUGUAGCAGAGAGAUUCUAGGCUUUAAAACAUAGGUUUAUAAUCCAAAGAGAAUUCACGUUCCAUCAAAGUUUAGUGUGAGGUGGAAUUUGAAAUUGAGUUGUCCAAUUGAGUAAUUGUGAUAUUGCAUUAACAGUGACGUGAGGGAUCUAGUGGCUCAGUGGCUAAGACGCUGAGCUUGUCGAUCGAAAGAUCGGCAGUUCAGCGGUUCAAAUCCCUAGUACUGCAUAAUGGGGUGAGCUCCCGUUACUUGUCUCAGUUUCUGCCAACCUAGUUCACAGAAGUUCAAAAGCAUGUAAAAAAUGCAAAUAGAAAAAUAGGGACCACCUUUGAAGGGAAGGUAACAGUAUUACCUUUGGCGUUUAGUCAUGCCGGCCACAUGACCACAGAGACAUCUUCGGACAGUGCUGGCUCUUUGGCUUUGAAACGGAGAUGAGCACUGCCCCCUAGAGUCGGGAACGACUAGCAUAUAUGUGCAAGGGGAAGCUUUAUCUUUUAUUAACAGUGACAAAUUAGAGAUUUUCUACUUUGAAUUUUUCAUGAAUUUUUCUCCCUCUCUUUGGGUCCCAAGUUAGGAAUACUCACUAAAAUAACAAAGUGAUGCCACUAUGCUGACAUUGCAAAUGAUCAAGCAAAUAUGAUGACAAUUGCAAAUCAGUGGGACCAAAAUAAAUAAGCUUGAGUUUAAAAAAAAAACAUUUCAAAAAACUACUUCUGACCACAAAUGAGAUGGGGAGCUACCUCUGUGAUGCAAAGAAUUCCAAAAAAGACUCAAAGUUGCAACCACGGUGUAGAACUGUGACCUGAGCCAGGUACUAUGUAUGGAGAAGCAUGGAGCCUUCUUUAGUGAAAGGCCUCAUAAUCUGAGGGAAUUAUCACAUGCACAUCAAUGUACAGUGCGUGAAAAGAGCUGAAGGAAUGAAGGAUUCCUCUCUCUCUAAAGGACCAAGAAGCCCCCACCGCCAAAUGCAUGUGCAAAAUCUUUUUUCAAGUAACACAGCCAUAUUUUACUCUUCUAAAGUGUGAUGAAGACUAAGAAGUCGUCUAAAUUUGAUUUAAAUAAAAUUAAGUAUCAGUGGUAUAGUUAUUAUCUAGUCAUGCAUGAAGCUUUUUUCCUCUUUAGUUGCAUUAAAAAUAUAGUAACAUUCAAAUAUCUGGAAGUAUUUUGAGUGGGGGCAUGGUCAGAAUUUGGUUUGAAUUUGUUUAUUCAGGAUUUUGCUCAUUUUGAGGCCUUGAAUCUCUAGAGAUCCUUCAGAGUGGCUGUUUUUGAGGGAAGUGAGUUCAGAAAUUUUCUUAAUAUUCACAACAUCACAAAUGAGCAGGGGGCUGGACUAGAAGACCUCCAAAAUCCCUUCCAGCUCUGUUCUGAUUCCAUCUAGAAACUUCAAUGUGCUGGAGAGUCAGUGUACCACUGACUUUCUUAAGUAGACUAUUUUUAGAAUAUUUUGCUUAUUUUCUUUCACUGGUUGUUCUUAAUUUAUAAUGCCUUGGGAACACUUUGAAAUCUUUUUGAUAUUGAACAUUGCGUAAAGAUUAUUUAUUUGGUAUGCUGUAUAUUGGCCAUGAGGUCACUGAGGUUUAUUAAGAAUUAGAGAACACUAAUCAAGUAUUUUUAGAACUACAUAUCAAGCAAAAUAGAGAGAGGAAAGGAAGAGAAGUGAGGGAGGGAGAGGGAAAGAGAGAAAGAGGAAGAAAGAAAGAAAAAGGAAGGAAGGAAGAAAAGAAAAAGAAAGACAGACAGAAGAGAACCAGGAUUUUAAUGUCCAACUUUUUAUGGAAAGUUUUGAGUAGAAAAUGUUUUUGAAUUUACAAACCACAAAAAGUGUUUAAUAAAAUUGAUCCAAUGGCUAAAAAUUUAAGUGAAAGACUGCGCCAAAAACCUGAAUAAUUUGCAACAGGGUUAAACUGAGUGAAGGAAGAUGUUACAAAUAUUCAUAUAAAAGCAGAAAAGUUAGAUGUGCAAAUGGGUGCAAUUGCAGCCAAUUUAUUACUAUUGGAUUUGAAGGAGUAAGAAUUUAUCUGAGAAUCAGGUUUGCCAAAAAUGUGGAAAAAGGCACUAACAUAAAAUAAUUAAUUGUAAUAUGACCACUAGAUUUCUUAUGUUUAUAAAAUACUACCUGAGGAUGAACAUGUUAAAGACAGUAUGGUGAAAUGGGAGAAAAAUGGAGAGAGCACGCAGCACUGAGGGGCACCUAUGCUAAUUGCUUGGGUACUAGAUGUAAUUUUCCCAAAUUACACCUGUUGCUUCCUAGCUAUCAAAAGGCUGAUUAUCCACUUAAAAGUAUCAACAGGCAUAUUGAGCUGAAUCAGUUUAGAGUGAAGAAUUUAUGGAGUGUUGGUAUGCUGAACUGGAGUGUACAAAAAGGACCCUUGCAUAGGUCCCUGGGAAUUUAAUAUAUUGCAGGAUGUAAUGCAAUGUUGCAUUGACAGCGUCAUCUGCCGAUCUAUUUGCUCAUUAGACAACCUGCAAGCGGUCUAUCGGUGGGUCUGUGACGAUUUUCAGGUAACCUCUCAAAAGUCUUCAUGACUACAGAUGUCAGAGCCACUGGCCUGGUCACAGUUGGUCACUUGUUCGGCCCAAGCUUUCAAGCAAGAGGGAGUCACUCUGUCUGUACUUUUCCAAUCUUUUGUCUAUAAAAUAGACAUUGCACAUCUUUUCCUGAGCUCACCAGAUGUUGGGGGGGGCUGAGGGAUGGAGAUAGGUGUAGGGAAAUUAGCUACUGUUAGUAUGUUUGAGUUGGAGUAGGUAACAGUGGAAAACAGUGAUCUCCUCUCAAACUUAAGAGUAGAACACAUUCAGGUCAUCUGCCAGUUGACGAGUCUCUUCAGUAAGGCAGGGAGAUCUGCUCUUCUUCAGCCUUUUCCAUGGGCAAACCAGUAGUGAUAAAAUCUGCUGUAGCCAAGGAUGUUGUUCAGGCUUUUCCAUGCAGUUGCAGGUUCAUUAGCUGAGAACUGAUUUUUCAGUUUUUCAGAGUAGCUUCUCUUUCCCACCUUGUCAAUAGUUCCUGGCCUGAUUAUACGAGAUCCUAUCUCCUUUCCUGUAGGCCUCCUCUUUGGCACAACAAAAGUGCUUAAGCUUUGCCAUACACCAAAGAUGAUUGUUGUGAUACGUGCACAAGCUCUGGUAGGUAUAUAAUUGUCUUCAGAAAAGCUAAUACAUGAUGUCACAAUGUCAGUAAAUUCAUCCAAGUCCACUGAAGCAGCUUCAAGAACACUCCAAUCUGUGCAAUCGAAGCAAGCGUGUAGCUCUAACUUGGUCUCCUCGGUCCAUCCCUUCACUAUUCUUACUACAGGCUUUGCAGUUUUGAGUUACUGCCCAUAGCUGCACAAGGGAAAGAGCAGUAACAACCUUUUAAUGUGGAAUAGGAGUGAUCCACUAUGUUGUUGUCUCUAAUGAGACAGCUAACGUGCUGUAUAUUAUAUGGACAACUCAUGAGUGAGGUGGCUCUGUUAAAAUCUGCUAAGACAAUUAAGUAGGGAGUUUCGAUAUUUCCUUUCUCUACAUAGUACUGUAUCUGGGCACCUAGAAUCUACAGUGCGCUGCUUGUGCAAACCUAUAUAAGCCCCAACCAAGAUAAAUGAGGUAAACUCUUGCAGAGCAUAAAAAGGUUAGAGCUGAUGAAUAAUGUUAAUAAUUACUAUGUUUCCCUGAAAAUAAGACCGGGUCUUAUAUUUUUGGGGCCCCUAGAAGAGCUUAUUUUCUGCGAAACACGGGAAACACAGGCAAGCCAAGAGAUAGUGGGACAGAUUGACACCUGAUUGUUUUAUCAGUGUGUAUGUCCUGCUAUCUGCCAUGGGAAGGUGGGUGUUAUUACCAGUGCCCAUUUGAUGGUCUAUUUCAAACAGGCGUUAAUUAAGUGUAACUUUCCUUGCUCAUCACCAAAUGACAGUAAGCAAUUGAGGGUAAAUUUUGGGAGAAAGGGCUCGUAAAUGGUUUCUGGCUUCUAAUCUCAGUAGAGCUAUAGGAAUCUAUAGAGAAACAUGUCAGAUUCAAUCACUAGAGUAAUAUAUUCUAGUUUCCAUCUUCAACAUUCCAGUAUAUAGUGUAUAGUGAAGCAUUAGAACAGGGGUGUCAAACUCAAUUUCAUUGAGGAUUGCAUCAGAGUUGUGUGUGACUUCGGAGGGUCGGGUGAUGGUGGCUGGUGGUGGGCCAGGUCAUGGAUGGUGUGUCCAUGGUGGGCAUUUGACUCAGGCUCAAGAUGCGUUUUUCCCCUUCUUUCUUUCCACAGUUCUUUACUAUAAUCAUUUUCCUAUCUCUUCUAUCAGAUAUUACGGGCAAAAAUUUAUGACUUAUUCUUCAUACUGCACUAAUUUUUUUAUUUCUAAAUUUAUUAUUAUUAUUGUUAUUUAUUAAAUUUUUAUCCCGCCCUUCUCCCAAAGGACUCAGGGCGGUGUACAGCCAAAAGAUAAAAAACACAAAAAUGUACAAUUAAAACGACAAUUUAAAACCGAGCAUAUUAGAAAAAAUGGCCAACAUUUAAAAGUUUAAAAUUUAAAAUUAUAAACCAUAUAAUAAUAAAACCCCAGUUAAAAUUUAAAAUAUUAAAAAAUAUUAAAAAUAUUAUGCCAGUCCCGCUUGAAUAAAUAAGUGCGUUUUACCCUAUUGUUUAAUACUAAAUUGCUUUUCCAGGCAGAAAAGCUAAUUAUACAAUUGUAUUUUUAUUAUUCAACUAAUAAUAAAAAUACAAUGGCAUCAAUAACAUGAUAAUGCAAUAUCAAAUAGCAGAGUAAAUUUCCAAGAUAGUAAACAGAAAUGGCUGUCAAUUAUAGAUUGUUGAUUAAAUUGAUCUACAGUAUGUAAAAUCUGGCAUUAAACUGUAGUAUUAACGUAGGAUGUUGCUAGUUUUCUAUCCAGAUGAGGUACUUACUUGAGGCCACAUAAUUGUAAUACAGUCCAAUCCAGUCCUCCUGGAGCAAUCUGCCAGCCAAAAGCAUGCGGCCCGUUUUUGCUCAGCAGACUGUCUCUGGAGGCUGGGGAGACCAGAAACAGGCAGUGAAGGGGCCUCGUGGGGCCUUCAUGUGGCCUGUUUUUGGCUGGCAAAGUGCUGCUGGAGGCCAAAAACGGGCCACGGGAGGGGGAUCCUGCACUAACAUUGAAGCCAAAACACGGCACAGAGGGCCACGCGCGCCCCCCCUGCACAUGUGUGUGCAUGGCCCCCACAUGCACUCCGCCCCCACAUGCAUGCGUGGAAGAGGCCUGAAGACCAGCUGGCCAGCGGAACAUGCACUUAUGUAAGAAAAACAAAUACAGUAGUACCAUGAUGGUAAACCUUUGAUGUGCCCGUGUGCUGGCCUGCAUGCCGGAAGUGGCACGUGAAAUCAUCCCGCAAGGAAUGCGCAGCCCUGUUGGCCUUCGCGCAUGCAGGAGCGCCGAUAUCUGGAAGAGCGGUGGUCCAUUGCGCAUGCAUCAGCCAGCACCCAAACACCUGGAUACUGGCAUAGAAGUGUGCCCGAUGAACAACUGGCCAUCGCGCAUACCCGCAAUGUCAACCCAGAAGGUCGGGUGCUGGCCUGUGCAUGUGUCCCGGAACACCGUUCUUCUGAGUUUCGCCACUCCCACGCGCGCAAUGGCCAGCUGACUGGCGCACGUGUGGUCAGAGGAACGCGGGAUAGGAGCCAGCGAGGUCGCACAUUCUUCACGGGAUGAUUUCACGUGCCACUUCCAGCAUGCGUGCCAUAGGUUCGCCGACACUGCACUAGUACAUAAUAGGUGUAUCUGGCUCAACAGCAGUAACUGAGAGAAAUCUAAGAGUCCUAUAGACAAUUACUUAAAGAUGAGCCAGCAAUGUGUUGCAGCUGCUAAAAAAGCCAAUGCUAGGGUGUGUAGGAAGUUAGCAACCACCACUCUUCUAGAAGAAUGAAAUAUUCUAGGAAAUAUUAAAAAGGCAGAAUAUUAAAUUUCCCUGGAUGAGAAAGGGAAAACCAUGAUUUUUAGGCAGGAAACAGACUCAGUCUUAAGAGACACCCAAGCAGACUCAGUCUUAAGAGACCCUCGAUAGCCCACAGCAGAUGUCAGCACUCAAAGAGAUAAAGAGAUAGCUAGGUCUAUUCAUAAGCAAAUGCCCUCACCCAAGAUCCAAUAAAGGUAGGAUUAGCCCUCAGUCAUGAUAGGAAUUGGUCAAAACCCUCUUCAUUACAUCAUCACCCAGCAAGAUUCAACCAGGCCUGGGACUCAAAAUACAAUCUACAAAGUUACCCCUGCAUGGCCCCAUGGGAGUCUGACAAACAAUCAAAAUACAAGCUCAAAUUCAAAGCUCAACAGAGAGUAUAAAUCAAUCUAUCUAUCUAUCUUUCCUUCCUUCCCUCCCUCCCUCCCUCCCUCCCCCCACCUCUCUCCCAUGAGCUUUUUUGCCCAGGAUCUCAAAUCAUGUGGUCCUGUUUACCAUUAAACCAUCUUUUCAAGCAGUCUCCAUGUUUCCACUGUCUUUCUCCCCACUUGGAAGUCAACCCAGAUGGACAUUUCUUCCAACAGAUGCAUCAAUAGAGGGAUAGUAUCAAGAUCUCAUAAAGUGUUAGUCCAGCUUUGUACUGCACUGCUAAGACUACAUUUGGAACACUGCAUCUACUUAUGAACACCAUGAUACAAAAAAGAUGUUGAAACGCUAGAAAGAGUACAGAGAAGAACAACAAAAAUGAUUAGGGGACAGGAGAUAAAACAUAUAAAGACCUGUUGCAGGAACUGGGCAGGUCUACUCUAAUGAAGAGAAGGACUAGGGAUGAUAUAACAUGUGGCUUUCAAUACAGACAAAUUCAACCUAUUCUCCAAAGAAUCUCUGAUGGGAUAAGAAGAAAUGGAUGAAAAUCUAUCAAAGAGAUAUCCAGCCUAGAAUGAAGGAGAAAUUUCCUGACAGAACAAUUAACUAGUGGAACAAUUUGUCUCCAGAAGUUAUGGGUGCUCCAUCCCAGCAGGUUUUCAGGAAGAGAUUGGACAGGCAUUUGUCUGCAAUGGUAUAAGACCUCCGAGAUCUCUUCCAAGUACAUUACUCUGGAUUCUGUAUUUUGACUCUCUUGAGUAAGAAGAAUUGUACUUCUUGUCUGUUCUUUUGCCCCCUCUAUGAAGGGAUGAUGAAGCUUCCUAUAGAACUCUUCCUAAAAGUGGAAGGCUGCACGUGGGUGUGACACUGUCAGAAGCAAUUGGAUAAAGAAGGGUUAUUGAUGGGGGGGAAACAGGUUCCUCCUUUCUGGGCCCUGAUGGAAAAUGCACCGUUUCCACUAUUUGCAUAAGCACCUUCCGUGCACACUAGAACCCACCAGGUGAGUACCUCUAAAAAGAGAACCGUGAAGCGUGCGAUUCACCAUUCGGCCACUGGAGGGCGAACGCCAGAGGUGAUUUACCAUAGGAGAAUGGGAGGGAAGUGACCUCACUGGAUCUGACGCGGCUCUCCGUCUCUUUUUGCAGCCUUUGAGCUUCGCAGGUUUAAG
Ahaetulla prasina is the source of this 10933-nucleotide messenger RNA. RefSeq names its product zinc finger protein OZF-like. Gene Ontology annotation, molecular function: RNA polymerase II cis-regulatory region sequence-specific DNA binding; DNA-binding transcription repressor activity, RNA polymerase II-specific. Bases 494 to 2935 code for a protein of 813 amino acids. The record is from RefSeq and is a predicted model, not a curated record. Lineage: Eukaryota; Metazoa; Chordata; Lepidosauria; Squamata; Colubridae. The transcript has 6 exons. Gene Ontology annotation, biological process: negative regulation of transcription by RNA polymerase II; regulation of cytokine production; regulation of immune system process.